Molecule: messenger RNA, 3912 nt
Organism: Rattus norvegicus (Norway rat)
Lineage: Eukaryota; Metazoa; Chordata; Mammalia; Rodentia; Muridae
Source: RefSeq, a predicted model, not a curated record
AGGAGGGUAACCAUCCCAGACCCAAUCCCCCCACACAGGGAGUGGGUCAGCUGGAAGCCCUGCAGGCAGUCACAGCUCUCAAUUUCCUUCCUUACAGGGUCUAACACGGAGUCAACCAGCUCUGCACCUUCUGUGUAGUGCCCCUUGGCCCAGUUGUUCCCAGUCCCACUCUGACCAAAGAGUAAGUUAUCAGGUCUGAAGAUCUGCCCAAAGGGCCCUGAACACACUGAGUCCAUGGUGCCGGGCUCUAAGUCCAUGAGCACAGUGUCAGGCACAUAUUUGCCACCAGUACAGGUUGUACUGUACUUGUAGUACAGGUUGAUGCACUCCAGCUGGAGGUUGCUAUCUCCAUGGUACGUAACAGUGGGAUCAAUGCCAUGCUAGUCACUGAUUACCUACCAGAACUUGGCACCAAUCUGGUUGUCACACUGCCCAGCCUACAGGUGCAUGAUCUCCCUCAUAGCGGCGGUCACUGUAGAGCUGUUGUAGAAGAGGAACACUUAGGGAGGAGCAGGAGCACAGAGUCAAGUCAAUAUUUUAUCUUCUGACCUACCAUCUAUGUAAAUCAUUAGUUCUCUUUUUAUGAACUUUGGAUAAUUGUUUUAUAACCUCUUUGAAUGUGCUUUGAGUAGGAGAAAGUCUGGUUACUAUGUAAGAGCAAUUAACUGCUGACACAUCAGAGACUGAGAGAGGUCUUAUUGCAAUUUUGACUAUCAGAAAAGGUCCUAAUAGCAGUUCCACAAUAAAAGAGCUUAAUAAUCACUGAUAUAAUUUUAGGAAAUCUUAUAGGAUCAUCACUAAGACUUAAGUCAUCUAUUUGUCUACAUACCGUCACUAUAGUGGAGUAUAACCACAUAGAUUUGCAGACAUCUAAAAAAGACAGGCUAAUACCCAGGGACUAUUAUAUAUUUAAUAAUAAGAUGAAAAGCAUAUCAAUAACAGGAAAAAUUCCUAAAAUGAAAUCUCUUAAGUCCUUGUCGACAGGAGUAAGUCUGUCACAGAUUAAUCCGAAGCAGACUAUGUCAGGAAAAUCACCUGCUAGUUAUUAGCUUGUCCUAUUGUGGCUCCUUUCAGGCCCCAAGAACACACAUUGACACCAAUGUUUCCAAGGUGGCUAAUGUGGCAACACCCAUUCGUAGCAUCCCAGGUAAGGAAAAGAAAGUCAAAGGGAGCUUCCCAAAGUCAUUUUGAGAAACUUCACUUGCCACACAUUGGCCACAUGGCAGUGACUCUCAGAGAAGCCUAUGGGAGACAGCUGUGGGUUUGGUCAUGACUGCUAUUAUCCAGCCUUUCAUUGGCUAGAGUUAGGCUCGUUGCAGCUCAAAGUAGAGUAGGAUUCCCCUUAGGAAAGGAAGGGUCAAACAACAAGCAGGGAAUAGGCUGGACACACAUCCAAUCUUGCUUUCAAUUCCAGGUGAGCUGAGCACCAGCAUCUACCUCUCUUUCUGCUUCAUGACUGUGGCUGUGACAGCUGCCUCAUACACCACCACCACUGCAUUUCUCUAUGGUAGACUGUGUGCCCUCAAACCAUGAACCAGAACAAACAAUUGUUUAAGCUACUUUUUUCAGACAUUUUGUCAUAUCAGUAAGAAGAGAAAACUGAAGAGACACUGAAAAAGAACUGGACCCAAUCCAGUUACCCCUCCCAGAUAUUUUCUAGCUCUUGGUAUCAGUCAAAUCCACCAACAAUAUAUUUUGGGCUAUUUUACCCAACUUCAAACAAAUAUAUUCUAAACACAGAAUAGUUAGGGCCAUUGCCAAUUAGGAUCUGUGUUCUUCAUGUCUCUCCUCAUCCUUUGAUAAGAGUACAUAAAUGAGCACAUAAUAUUAUAUUUAUAAGACUUGAGUUAGUUUGAACUUCCCCACUUUAAAUUUACCAUUAAUCUGCAGUAAGGACAAUCUUCCCUUUCCUUUAUAAUUCCUUAGGGAGUCAGAGGAAGUAGACAAGCUCCCUCCUGAAUCACCAGUAAUGAGGCACUUUGGGGGUUCUCUCACUUCUAGACAUCAUAAAACAAACAAAAUGCAUGAAAUGAAAAUAUGUUCCAGCCUGAAAGGAAGGCAAAUUAUUCUUCCAGGAGCCCAUGUACAGCACCCUUAAUACAGAGCAGUGAGAACACAAGGGGCUGGCACCAACACAGAGGUAGCCGUUGUUGGUUAGUUUUGCUUUAAUUGCUCAAGGGUUCAUGGUACUUGCUCUCAUGCCUGGGAACAGCCAACAGUGAAGAAGGAGCCUGAGCCUCUGGAAGAUGUCCAAAUGGGGAGAGAAUGAGACUAGAGCCAGUGGGUUUCUCCUUCUUGGCAUCACCAAUGACCCACAACAGCAACAAAUUCUCUUCUGGGCUUUCCUGUGCAUGUACCUGGUCACGGUGGCUGGGAACACACUCAUCUUCCUGGCCAUCAGCUCUGACCCGCGCUUGCACACCCCCAUGUACUUCUUCCUUGCCAACCUUUCCUUUGUUGAUGUCUGCUUCACCACCAAUCUCAUUCCCAGGCUCUUGGCUAGCCACGUGUCUGGAACGGAGAUCAUCUCUUAUGCCCAUUGCCUCACUCAGAUGUACUUUCUAAUUUCCUUUGCCAAUGUGGACACCUUUCUCCUCGCUGCCAUGGCACUGGACAGAUUCGUGGCCAUCUGCUACCCACUACAGUACCACACUAUCAUAACACCCCAGCUCUGUGUGGGACUGGCAGCUGUUGUGUGGAUAUGCUCUGGGCUCAUAUCUCUGGUGCACACACUCCUCAUGAACAGACUGACCUUCUGCUCCUCCAUUCCAGAGAUCUCUCACUUCUACUGUGAUGCUUACCUGCUCAUGAAGUUGGCCUGUUCAGACACACGGAUCAAUCAACUUGUCUUCCUGGGAGCCGUGGUCCUCUUUGUGGCCCCCUGUAUUCUCAUUGUGUUUUCUUAUGUCCGAAUCGCUAUGGCAGUCUUUCAGAUACCUUCUGCCAAGGGCAGGCACAAGGCAUUUUCCACGUGUAGCUCCCACUUAACUGUGGUCAUUUUGUUCUAUGGGACAGUUCUGGGGAUCUACAUACGACCUCCAGACUCCUUCUCCACCCAGGACACAGUAGCCACCAUCAUGUACACUGUGGUUACCCCCAUGCUGAACCCCUUCAUUUACAGCCUGAGGAACAAGGACAUGAAGCAGACAGUGACAAGGCUCUUCAACAGAGGCUCACAGUCCUCAUAGCAUAAACAUAUCAGCUUGGUUCCAGGAUGUCUCAGAUUGAAAGACAUGGGGUCUGACCUUGAAUGUCACCUGUACUAUCUCCUCAGUCAUUCAGCCACUGAGACAAUUUUUUGAAAAGAAAGAACAUCCAGAAAUUAAAAUAGAAUAUCACUAUGAUUAGGGGAGACACUUGAAUCUCAGUUCCGGGGAACAGAAAACCCUUAAUAUACUUAGUUAAACUAAACAAGAGUUUAUGAGUAUCAUUAUUUCCAUAAUGACAAAUCCAGCGUAGAAAAUGCAAAGCAAGAAAUGAGGUUCCAUCCAGUCCUCUCCCACAUGGUCCCUGCUGUGGGCCUGCCCUAGUGGGUUCUUCCCUCUUGUCAGUUCUUCUUGAGGCAGUGGAGGCAUAAGAGUGUCAUGGAAAGUUAAGACUAUGUCUUAUGAAAUAAUAGGUGUGGUGUAUAAUAAUAAAAAGUUUACUUGCGUCUAAGUUACUAUGAUACUGAUCUGCCUUCUGUGACACUGUGAGGCCAGAAACUGCAGUCUCUGGCACUUAGAAUUUCAUCUUAAAACAACAGGAGAUUAAGUAAAGAAUUAAUUGCUAGAGGCUUCUCCCUUUUGUCCAGAUGCCUCUGGAUUUUCCGGCUAAGGGGGAAAUUUGGAGCAAUAAAUUUCUAUUGAACCAAUAGAAGAGAAUAGCACGUACAGAACGAAAAACUUUUACAUAGGCAAAUAUGCAUAAACU